UCCGAGCAGACGCUGCGGCCGCGACGCCUCGCUGGCCUUAUCGCGCGCGUCCCGUCCCGGGUCCCUGCUCCGGGCUCGCCAGCUCGAGCGGGUUUUCUCCUAGCUCGUGGCGGUCGCCGGGCAAAUCCGCGACUUGGGGGAGCGCGAGCGCCUCCUAGCGGGCGCGAGGAGCCAAAAACCCGCAAAGUGCGCGGAACCAGAUCGCAGGCGGGAGCGUGAUGCUGAGGCUCGGGGCGUUCGCCUGGGACCUGCCCGGAGCCGGCGAAGUCCACACCGGGACAACCAUCAUGGCAGUGGAGUUUGACGGCGGCGUCGUGCUGGGUUCCGACUCCCGGGUCUCUGCGGGACAGGCCGUGGUGAACCGAGUGUUUGACAAGCUGUCCCCACUGCACAAGCGCAUCUACUGUGCCAUGUCCGGCUCUGCUGCUGACGCCCAGGCUGUGGUUGACUCGGCCGCCUACCAGCUGGAGCUGCAUGGGAUAGAACUGGAAGAACCGCCCCUUGUUCUGGCUGCUGCGAACGUGGUGAAGAACAUUUCCUACAAAUACCGGGAGGAGCUGUUGGCACAUCUCAUUAUAGCUGGCUGGGACCAACGGGAAGGGGGCCAGGUCUACGGGACCCUGGGAGGGAUGCUGACGCGACAGCCCUUCAUCAUCGGUGGCUCUGGCAGCACCUACAUCCACGGUUAUGUGGACGCGGCGUACAAAGCAGGCAUGUCCCCUGAGGAGUGCAGGCGCUUCACCACGCACGCUAUCGCCCUGGCCAUGAACCGGGAUUGCGCCAGUGGGGGUGUCGUCUACCUGGUCACUAUCACGGCUGCUGGCGCGGACCAUCGAGUGAUCUUGGGGAACGAGCUGCCAAAAUUCUAUGACAAGUAACUGUACCGCCAGCUUCCCUUUCUUGUUU
This is a messenger RNA of Octodon degus (degu), 906 nucleotides long. It is a transcript of the gene Psmb9, whose product is annotated as proteasome subunit beta 9. Bases 219 to 878 code for a protein of 219 amino acids. Gene Ontology annotation, molecular function: threonine-type endopeptidase activity. NCBI's taxonomy places the organism in Eukaryota, Metazoa, Chordata, Mammalia, Rodentia, Octodontidae. The record is from RefSeq and is a predicted model, not a curated record. Gene Ontology annotation, cellular component: proteasome core complex. The transcript has 6 exons.